GCUUUCGCAUAUGCUAUCGACUAUUAUUCACUUUCAUAGACGAGCAGGGUCAACGCCAAUAUUCCAAGCAAAUCUUUUGCUUGAUCAUUUCUUUCGUAAACUUCAUCGUUAUCAUCGGGAUAAUUGCGGAAGAUGACAUCAAGUAACUACGAUGAUGAUAGGGAAGCUUCUAAUUCUAGUAAUAUCAAGGGUAAGGUUGAUCCAGCAAAACCAGGAUCUCUUACUUGGAAGAGGAAACUGAACAGUGAGGCAAAUCCCCUUUCAGAGUUUGGGUUAAGGUUCAAAGAAGUAAUCCAUCUGGCACCAAUAGGAUAUCGCUUAUGGCGUACCAUAAGAGAUGCUUCAAAGGGAAAAGGAAAUGGAGCUUUUGUUGAUCCUUUCAAGAAACGCCAUUUUUCUUCUUGUAAUGGUGUUCCUUUAGGUGGUAUUGGUGCAGGUAGCAUCGGAAGGACAUAUAAAGGCGAAUUUUUGCGUUGGCAACUCUUUCCUAAAAUAUGUGAAGACAAACCAGUAUUAGCAAACCAAUUUUCAGUGUUUGUAUCACGACCAAAUGGAAAGAAGUAUUCGACUGUUCUCUGUCCACCAAACCCAGAAAAAGAUAGUUCAGUUCAUGGGAUUGGAUCUUGGGACUGGAACUUUAGUGGACACAGUUCUACAUACCAUGCAUUAUACCCAAGGGCUUGGACAGUGUAUGAUGGUGAACCUGAUCCAGACCUGAAAAUAGUUUGUCGUCAGAUUUCGCCAGUCAUCCCCCAUAAUUAUAAGGAAAGCAGUCUUCCUGUAGCAGUAUUUACUUUCACGCUGUCAAACUCAGGAAAGACUGCUGCAGAUGUCACCUUGCUAUUCACAUGGGAGAAUUCUGUUGGUGGACCCUCUGGAUUAUCUGGUCAUCACUCCAAUUCAAAGAUGACGGUGAAAGAUGGCAUUCAUGGUGUACUCCUACAUCAUAUGACUGUGGAUCGCCAACCCCCAGUAACCUUUGCUAUUGCAGCACAAGAAACAAAUCAUGUCCACAUUUCAGAGUGCCAGUCGUUCGUGAUAUCUGGAAACACCCAGGGCUUCACAGCAGAAGACAUGUGGCAUGAAAUUAAAGAGAAUGGCUCCUUUGAUCGCCUUGAUUCCUCUCAACUACCAAUGGUCUCAGAACGGGGCUCCUCUAUAGGUGCAGCUGUUGCAGCUUCUCUGACCAUACCAUCUGAGGCAGUGCGUACCGUUACAUUCUCGCUGGCAUGGGACUCUCCAGAAGUAGUCUUUCCAACCAGGACUUACCACAGGCGUUACACCAAAUUUUAUGGUUCUCAUGGGAAUGCUGCAGACAAAAUUGCACAUGAUGCUAUUCUUGAACAUGGUAACUGGGAGGACCAGAUAGAAACAUGGCAGAGGCCUAUCCUUGAAGACAAGAGGCUUCCUAAAUGGUACCCAAUCACUCUUUUCAAUGAAUUAUACUAUCUCAACUCAGGAGGGACAAUUUGGACUGGUAAACCCAAUCUUUGUACAUCACAUUUAUCAAAUGAAACCAGCUCAAGUUCAUCAUCUAUGUUUGCAGAUGGACUACCUCCAGUACACAAUUUAUCAAGCAUUGGGGGAAGAAAGUUCUCAAUUGAUAGAUCUAACAUGGAUUUUCAGAACAAUGGUGAUAUAUCUCAUCAAGAUGACACUGCUGUUAACGUUCUUCAAAGAAUGACUUCAGUACUUGAGGAGAUCCAUGAACCAGCAUCAAAGAACUCGGCAUUUGGCACAAAUCUUCUGCAAGAAGGAGAAGAAAACAUUGGCCAAUUUCUCUAUUAUGAGGGAAUAGAGUAUCAUAUGUGUAACACAUAUGAUGUCCAUUUCUAUGCAUCCUUCGCCUUAAUCAUGCUAUUUCCCAAACUUGAACUCAGUCUCCAGCGAGACUUUGCAGCUGCUGUGAUGAUGCAUGAUCCCAGGAAAAUGGAUAUUCUAUGUGAUGGAACUUUGGCCUCAAGAAAGGCCCUUGGUGCAGUUCCACAUGACAUUGGGAUGAUUGAUCCAUGGUUUGAUGUUAACUUCUAUAAUAUCUUCAAUACAGACCAGUGGAAAGAUCUGAACCCAAAAUUUGUCCUGCAAGUUUACAGGGAUGUGGUUGCCACAGGAGACAAGAAUUUCGCACGAGCUGUUUGGCCCUCCGUUUAUAUUGCAAUGGCUUUCAUGGAGCAGUUUGAUAAAGAUGGUGACGGGAUGAUUGAAAAUGAAGGCUUCCCUGAUCAGACAUAUGAUACAUGGUCUGUCUCAGGUGUCAGUGCAUAUUCUGGUGGACUAUGGGUAGCAGCAUUGCAGGCUGCCUCUGCAAUGGCACGUGAAGUUGGCGACAAGGAUUGCGAGGAUUACUUUUGGGCAAAGUUUCAGAAAGCAAGGACCGUGUAUGACAAGCUAUGGAAUGGUUCUUACUUUAAUUACGAUGACAGUAAUGGGAGAGGAAGUUCAUCUAUCCAAGCUGAUCAGUUGGCUGGCCAAUGGUAUGCUCGAGCAUGCGGCCUUUUUCCCAUUGUUGAUAAAGAGAAGGCCAGAAGUGCACUAGAGAAGGUCUAUAACUUCAAUGUAUUGAAAGUGAAGAACGGUAAGCGUGGAGCUCUUAAUGGGAUGCUACCCAGCGGAGAACCUGAUAUGUCAUCCAUGCAGUCGAGAGAAAUAUGGACUGGAGUUACUUAUGCUGUUGCUGCAGGCAUGAUUCAUGAAGACAUGAUUGAUACAGCUUUCCAAACUGCAAGUGGAGUGUAUGAGACUAGUUGGUCCAAAGAAGGACGCGGCUAUGCUUUCCAAACCCCAGAAGCUUGGAACAUAGAUGGGCAUUACAGGUCUCUGGCAUACAUGCGGCCUUUGGCAAUCUGGGCAAUGCAGUGGGCACUAUCACAACCCAAAACGCCGAACCAGGAACCAAAGCCAGAGGUAAAUCCUGAAUCUCUCUUUAAGCAACACGCUGGAUAUACAAGGGUGGCUCGUCUUCUGAAGCUGCCAAAAGAGCAAGAUUCCAGAGGCAUCUUGCAGAUUCUUUUCGACUACACUUGCAAGAAGCUGGUAUGAGGUUCUCGGCUUCUGCUUACAUUAUUAUUCUUCUUCAUAUUGAUGACCAUGAUUUCAGAAACUCCAAUCCUUCACAUAUGAAUAAACCCACCAUGCUAUGGAAAAAUCAUAAUUGCAGAUCAAAAGGUUAGGGAUGAAGAUGUUUUUUGUAUAUUUGAGUUCACACGUAAUAUCUACUUGCAUACUUACCAACAAUUACUCUACAUCGUUUGUCUUGCAUCAUGUGUC
Cynara cardunculus var. scolymus (artichoke) is the source of this 3267-nucleotide messenger RNA. Its product is annotated as non-lysosomal glucosylceramidase. NCBI's taxonomy places the organism in Eukaryota, Viridiplantae, Streptophyta, Magnoliopsida, Asterales, Asteraceae. Gene Ontology annotation, cellular component: membrane. The transcript has 19 exons. Gene Ontology annotation, biological process: carbohydrate metabolic process; glucosylceramide catabolic process. The coding region runs from base 133 to 3039 and encodes 968 amino acids. Gene Ontology annotation, molecular function: beta-glucosidase activity; glucosylceramidase activity. The record is from RefSeq and is a predicted model, not a curated record.